CUUCGCAUUUCGCAUUCACACACCGCACAGUCGCGCUGAAAACGAAGUCGCGCUGCGACGUGCCGGACGUCUGCAAGUAGCGCGCCGGUCGAUACUCGAGUCGCGAACCCAUAUUAUUACAACUAAUGUUACGGUGUUACUAUUAACGGAGUGAAGCUGUGUGAUAUUUUAUAAUCAUAAAAAUAUUUAAUACCUAGGUACAUAAAAAGACACAACACGAGUGUAUUGACCACGAAAACCGUUUUAAACGGCAAUUCAACACGAGGUUCUUCAUUAUUACAAAUUAUAAGUCCUGCUGAGACACUGCCAUGCCGAGUGCUGUGACCAACGGGGCCAGGGGAGCGGAGGACGACAUCGUGCUGACGGGGCUGUCGGGCCGCCUGCCCGAGUCUGAUACCAUCGAGGAGUUCGCACAGCAACUGUUCGACGGUGUAGAUCUGGUCACCGCAGACGACAGACGAUGGACGCCAGGAUUGCACGGUCUCCCGGAACGAAAUGGCAAGCUCAAGGACCUGGCACACUUUGACGCCACGUUCUUUGGGGUCCACGCCAAGCAGGCGCACCUCAUGGACCCACAGCUGCGCCUGUUACUGGAGCUCACACACGAGACCAUCAUCGACGCUGGAAUCAACCCUAGCGAGCUGCGAGGCUCGAGGACCGGGGUCUACGUCGGCGUGUCCAAUUCUGAGACGGAGGAGAUGUGGACCGUGGACCCCGACAAGAUUAACGGGUACGCGCUGACCGGCUGUUGCCGGGCCAUGUUCCCGAACCGGAUCUCGUACACGUUCGACCUGAAGGGGCCGUCGUUCGCGGUGGACACGGCCUGCUCCAGCUCCAUGUUCGCGCUGGCGCAGGCCGCCACCGCCAUCCGCGCGGGGCACUGCGACGCCGCCAUCGUCGCCGGCACCAACCUGUGCCUGAAGCCCGCCAACUCGCUGAACUUCCACCGGCUCAGCAUGCUGUCGCCCGAGGGCCGCUGCGCCGCGUUCGACGCGAGCGGGCGCGGCUACGUGCGCUCGGAGGCGGCCGUGGCCGUGCUGCUGCAGCGGCGCGGCGCGGCGCGUCGGGUCUACGCCACGCUGCGCGGCCUGCGCGUCAAUACCGACGGGGCCAAGGACCAGGGCAUCACCUUCCCCUCCGGCGACAUGCAGCGCCGCCUCGCCGAGGAAACGUUCGCCGAAGCCAAGCUCCGGCCGAGUGACGUCGUGUACGUCGAGGCCCACGGGACCGGCACUAAGGUGGGGGAUCCUCAAGAAGUAAACGCCAUCGCAGAACUUUUCUGCAAGGGGCGCAAGGGGCCACUAUUGCUGGGCUCCGUCAAGUCUAACAUGGGUCACUCGGAGCCCGCGUCCGGCUUGUGCUCCGUCGCCAAGGUCCUCGUGGCCAUGGAGCGCGGCGUCAUCCCCGGCAACCUGCACUACAAGAGCCCCAACCCCGACAUCCCGGCGCUCAGUGACGGCAGGAUCAAGGUCGUGGACCGCAACACGCAGUGGGACGGCGGCCUGGUGGCCAUCAACUCGUUCGGCUUCGGGGGCGCCAACGCACACGUCAUCUUAGAGUCGGAGCCGAGCAGCAAGACCCGCGCCCCCGCGCGCAGCGCCGUGCCGCGCGUCGUGCUGGCGUCGGGGCGCACGGAGGACGCGGUGGCGGAGCUGACGGGGCUGGCCGUGCAGCACCGGGACGACGCCGCGCUGCACGCGCUGCUGGACGCCGUGCACCGCCACAACAUCCCCGGCCACUCGCACCGCGGCUUCGCCGUGCUCACCGACCCGCCCAUCCAGGAAUGCGCCGAAGUAGAGAGCGGGGAGCCCCGGCCCGUGUGGUUCGUAUUCUCGGGCAUGGGCUCACAGUGGCCCGGUAUGGCCAAGGCCUUGAUGCAGCUGCCUGUGUUCGCGGCCAGCAUCAACCGCUCGGCGGCGGCCCUGCGGCCCCACAACAUCGACCUCGUCAACAUCAUCACCGAAGCGCCGGCCGAAGCCUUCAACGACGUCGUCAACUCCUUCGUGUCUAUCGCCGCCGUGCAGGUGGCGCUAGUGGACGUGCUGCGCACGCUCGAAAUCCACCCCGAAGGCAUCGUGGGCCACUCGGUGGGCGAAAUCGGUUGCGCCUACGCCGACGAGACGUUGACAGCAGAGCAGGCCGUGCUGGCGGCUUACUGGCGAGGCCGCAGUAUCGUGGACGCCAAGCUGGCGCCGGGCGCCAUGGCGGCCGUGGGGCUGUCCUGGGAGGAGUGCGAGGCGCGUUGCCCGCCCGACGUGGUGCCGGCCUGCCACAACUCCAACGACAGCGUCACGAUUUCCGGGCCCGUGGAGUCGCUGGAGAAGUUCGUGGCGACGCUGUCGGCGGAGGGCACGUUCGCGCGGCGCGUCAACAGCUCGGGCGUGGCCUUCCACAGCAAGUACAUCGCCGCCGCCGCGCCCUUACUGCGACGCAGCCUCGAAAAGAUCAUCCCCGAUCCGAAGCCGCGCACCAAGCGCUGGGUGUCGUCUUCGUUGCCGCGGGACAAGUGGGACUCCGACCUAGCGAAGCUGAGCGACGCGAACUACCACGUGAACAACCUGCUGUCGCCGGUGCGGUUCGCGGACGCGCUGCGCAGCGUGCCGGCGCGCGCGCUGGUGGUGGAGGUGGCGCCGCACGCGCUGCUGCAGGCCGUGCUGAAGCGCGCGCUGGGCGGCGCGGCGCACGUGGCGCUGGUGCGCCGCGACGCGCCCGACGCGCUGGCGCACCUGCUGGCGGCGGCCGGCCGUCUGUUCGCGGCGGGCGCGCAGCCGGCCGUGGGUGCGCUGUACCCGGCCGUGCCGUUCCCGGUGCCGCGCGGCACGCCGGGGCUGGCGUCGCACGUGCGCUGGGACCACUCGCUGGAGUGGAGCGUGGCGCACUUCGGGAACGCGUCGCGCUCGGGCGAGAACGUCAUCGAGUACGACGUGUCGCGCCCCGACGACGGCUUCAUCACGGGCCACAACAUCGACGGCCGGGUGCUCUUCCCCGCCACCGGCUACCUGACCCUGGUGUGGAGGACCAUGGCGAAGCUCCACAACAAAAAGCCUGAGGAGACUCCGAUCGUGAUGGAGAACAUUCAGUUCCGACGCGCCACCAUCGUGUCGCGCGACACGCCCGUGCGCUUCCUCAUCAACAUCCUGGACGGCACCGGCGAGUUCGACGUCUGCGAGGGCGGCGCCGUCGUCGUGACCGGCCACGUCCGCCUGGCGCCCGAGCCGGCCGCCGAGCGCCUGCAGGACCUGGACGACGAGCCCGCGCCCGACCAGGACCUGCCGCCGCUCCUCACCGACGACAUCUACAAGGAGCUGCGUCUGCGCGGGUACAACUACGGCGGCAUCUUCCGCGGCAUCCGCCGGUCCGACCCGCGCGGCAUCGUCGGCCAGCUGGCCUGGGACGACAACUGGAUCUCCUUCAUGGACACCAUGCUGCAGUUCGGCAUCAUCGGCGUGGACACGCGCGAGCUGUACCUGCCCACGCGGCUACAGCGCGUGCUCAUCGACCCCGCGGCGCAGCUGGCGGCCGUGGCGGCCCUGGGCGAGGGCGGCUUACUGCCCGUGCGCAUGUACCGCGACCUGGACGUCAUCCGCGCCGGCGGCGUCGAGUUCCGCGGCGUCAAGACUAGCCUGGCGCCGCGCCGCGCCAACGCGCAGGCCGCGCCCAAGCUGGAGAAAUACGUGUUCAUGCCUUACGACAACGCCACCGUCAGCACCGAGGACACCUCUCGCUCUAAACGCGACGCACUCACCGUCAGCCUACAGCUGGUGCUGGAGAAUGCUGGCUCCAUCAAGCUAAAACUGGCCGAGGCCGCUCUGGACAGGCCGGCCGAGGCCCUGCUCACCCCGCUCGCUAUGCAAGUGCUAGAGUCGGAGCCUCAAGUGCGCGUGGAUGCGUCGCUGGCCGCCGGGCCCGCGCCCGCGCCCUACGCCGCCGCCGUCAAGGACCUGGGAGUCAAGGUCAACCCCAAAGACGGCAAAAGCGCACCCAUCGACACGGAGUGCCACCUGGUACUGGCCGCCGACGUGCUGAGCAGGCACGGCGCCGCCACGCUGGGCCACCUGGCGGCCGCGCUGGCCGAGUCGGGCAUGAUCCUGCUGGAGGAGCCGCACCGCGCGCUGGACGGCGCGCAGGCGCUGCUGGAGGCGGCCGGGCUGCAGUGCGUGUCGCGCCAGCUGGCCGCCAGCUGCGAGUACCUGCUGCUGCGGCGCCGGCGCGGCCCGGCCGCCGCCACCGUGGUGCUGGACGUGGACGACGACCGCUCCUUCGCCUGGGUGGACGCGCUGCGCGCCGCGCUGGAGCGCGCCGAGCGCGAGCCCGAGCUGCGCGUGUACUGCGCGGCGCGCGCGCCGACGGCCGGCGUGCUGGGGCUGUGCACGUGCCUGCGCGGCGAGGCGGGCGGCCGCGCGCUGCGCUGCUACUUCCUGCCGGGCGCGCGCGAGCCCUUCCGCCCCGACGCGCCCGCCUACGCCGCGCAGGUGGAGCGCGACCUGGCCUUCAACGUCCUGCGCGCCGGCGUCUGGGGCAGCUACCGCCACCUGGAGCUGGCCGCGGCCGAGGCGCACCUGCAGGUGGAGCACGCCUACGUCAACACGCUGACGCGCGGGGACCUGUCGUCGCUGCGCUGGAUCGAGUCCCCGCUGCGCUACGCGGCGGCGGCGGGGCUGCCGGCCCGCACGGAGCUGUGCCGCGUGUACUGCGCGCCGCUCAACUUCCGCGACAUCAUGCUGGCCACCGGCAAGCUGCCGCCCGACGCGCUGCCCGGCAACCUGGCGGGCCAGGAGUGUAUCCUCGGCCUGGAGUUCAGCGGCCGCUCGUCCGACGGCAAGCGCGUCAUGGGCAUGGUCGCCGCCUGCGGGCUGGCCAGCACCGUGCUGGCCGACAAGGGCUUCCUGUGGGAGGUGCCGCGCGACUGGUCGCUGGAGCAGGCCGCCACCGUGCCCGUGGCGUACGCCACCGCGUACUACGCGCUGGUGGUGCGCGGGCGCAUGCGGCGCGGGGAGUCCGUGCUGGUGCACGCGGGCACGGGCGGCGUGGGGCAGGCCGCGCUGGCCAUCGCGCUGCACGCGGGCUGCCGGGUCUUCACCACGGUGGGCACCCCGGACAAGCGCGCCUUCCUGCGCGAGCGCUUCCCGGCGCUGCCGGCGGAGAACAUCGGCAACUCGCGCGACACGUCCUUCGAGCAGCUCGUCAAGCGGCGCACGGGGGGCCGCGGGGUGGACCUGGUGCUCAACUCGCUGGCCGCCGACAAGCUGCACGCCUCCGUGCGCUGCCUGGCCGAGGGGGGGCGCUUCCUCGAGAUCGGAAAGCUGGACUUGUCCAACGACACGGCGCUGGGUAUGUCCAUCUUCCUGAAGAACACCACGUUCCACGGCAUUCUAUUGGACGCACUGUUCGACGCGGACUCGGAAGACAGUGACAAGGCGGCCGUGGUGCGCUGCGUCACGGAGGGCAUAGCGUCGGGGGCCGUGCGCCCUCUGCCCGCCACCGUCUUCUCCGACCACCAGCUGGAGCAGGCCUUCAGGUACAUGGCGACGGGCAAGCACAUCGGCAAGGUGGUGCUGCGCGUGCGCGACGAGGAGGCGGCGGGCGCGCGGCCGGCCAGCAAGCUGCUGGGCGCGCUGCCGCGGACCUACCUGCAUCCCGCGCGCUGCUACGUGCUGGUGGGCGGCACGGGCGGCUUCGGCCUGGAGCUGGCGCAGUGGAUGGUGCGGCGCGGCGCCACGCGCCUCGUGCUCAACUCGCGCGGCGGCCUGCGCACGGGCUACCAGGCCGCCUGCGUCCGCCGCUGGCGCGCCGCCGGGGUCGCCGUCGCCGUCAGCACGGCCGACGCCAGCACGCCGGCCGGCGCGCGCGCGCUGCUGCGGGAGGCGGCCGCGCUGGGGCCCGUCGGCGGCGUCUUCAACCUGGCCGCCGUGCUAAGGGACGCCUUCAUCGACAAGCAGACGCCCGCCGACUUCCAGGCCGUCGCCAAGCCCAAGAUAGACGCGACUAAGGCGUUGGACGAGGCCACGCGCGAGCUGGCGCCGGAGCUGGAGUACUUCGUGGUGUUCUCGUCCGUGUCCUGCGGACGUGGUAACCCCGGACAGAGCAACUACGGUCUCGCCAACUCCGCCAUGGAGCGCAUCAUGGAGCAGCGCCAGGCCGACGGCUUGCCCGGCCUGGCCGUGCAGUGGGGCGCCAUCGGCGAGGUGGGACUCAUCGUGGAGACCAUGGGCGGCGACGACACCGUGGUGGGCGGCACCGUGCCGCAGCGCAUCGCGUCGUGCAUGGAGGCGCUGGGCUCGCUGCUGGCGCUGCCGCAUGCCGUGGCGGCGUCCAUGGUACUGGCCGACAAGCGCCGCGCCGCCGCCGCGCCGCAGCAGGACCUGCUGCACGCCGUCGCCAACAUCCUCGGCAUCAAGGACCCUAGCAAAGUGUCGGACUCCGCCAACCUGGCCGAGCUGGGCAUGGACUCGCUCAUGGGCGCCGAGAUCAAGCAGACCUUGGAGCGGGGCUACGACGUGGUGCUGGGCGUGCAGGAGAUCCGCGCGCUCACGUUCGCCAAGCUGCGCGGCAUGGCGGGCGGCGACGACGCGGCCGGGGAGCAGGCCGCCGCCGAGCCUGCGGGCGCGGCCGAAGCGCCGGCCGACGCGCAGGCGCAGUUCUCGGCACUGGCCGAGCUGAUGCCGAAGCAGGCGCUGGUGAAGCUGCCGAGCGCGGCGGCGUCGGGUUCGCCCGUGUUCAUGGUGCACCCCAUCGAGGGCGUCGUGGAGAUGCUGCGCGGGCUGGCGGCGGCCGUGCGCGGGCCCGUGUUCGGCCUGCAGUGCACGGCGGCGGCGCCGCUGGACGACAUGGCGGCGCUGGCGCGUCACUACGUCGCCACGCUGCGCGCCCAGCAGCCGCGCCCGCCCUACACGCUGCUGGGCUACUCCUUCGGCGCCGGCGUCGCCUUCGAGAUGGCGCUGCAGCUGGAGCAGGCUGGCUGCGAGACGCGACUGGUGCUGGUGGACGGGUCCCCGGCCUACGUGGCCACUCACACCACUCGCGGCAAGAAGAAGCGCGCCACGCGCUCCGCCGAGACCGACGAGGCCGACGCGCUCGCGUACUUCGUGCAGCUGUUCAAGGACGUGGACGCGGCAAAGGUAUCGGCGGAGCUGGAGCGCCUGCCGAGCUGGGAGGCGCGGCUGGCGCGGACGACGGAGCUGGUGGGCGCCGCGGCGGGCCCGCACGGCGCCGCGGCGCUGGCGGCGGCGGCGGGCUCGUUCUACCGCAAGCUGGUCAUCGCCGACACGUACAAGCCGGCGGGCCGCCUGCGCGCGCCGGUCACGCUGUUCACGGCGCGCGACAACUACGUGGCGCUGGACGAGGACUACGGGCUGCGCGCCGUGGUCGCCGGCCCGCUGCAGACGCGCCAGCUGGCGGGCUCGCACCGCUCCAUCCUGGCCGGCGCCGCCGCCGCCGCCAUCGCCGCGCAUCUCUCCGACCUGCUGGCGCACUAGCGGCGCGGCCUGCCUUGGUGCGACGCGCAUUGUGUAUAUAGCUGUAACUCGAUACUGUAUUUAUUGUACGUUUGUAAGUGUGCUCGAGCCCGGCUCGCCGAUUGUGAUACAUUCCAUAUAGUCGCGGCGGCCCGCGUCGUCGCGACCUGCACGUACCUAUGUAUGUGUCUUAGUUUGUAGUUAAAUAUUACAUGGAACAUGUAACUCUUGACUAUCGUUAGGCUGUAAUAUGGCGCGCUGGCGCUCGCCUCGGACAUGUCUAUGAUCUGAUGGCGCGACUAGUGACGCAACUAGUGGCGCGACUUGCGGUCCGCGGCGGGCGCGCGGCGCCGGUAGCGAUACUAUAGUUAGUACUAGAGUAUGGUUGUUGCGGUAUUUAUUUUGUUACCAAUAAGAAGCCUGCGCCCUGUGAUUAAAAGUGCAUUAUUUUAAAAAAAGUAUUUUAUUUAU
This is a messenger RNA of Spodoptera exigua (beet armyworm), 7925 nucleotides long. The record is from the annotation of a GenBank genome assembly. NCBI's taxonomy places the organism in Eukaryota, Metazoa, Arthropoda, Insecta, Lepidoptera, Noctuidae.